GGCUCAGCGGCCAUGGCUCACGGGCCUAGCCGCUUCGCGGCAUGUGGGCUCUUCCCGGACCGGGGCACGAACCCGUGUCCCCUGCAUCGGCAGGCGGACUCUCAACCACUGCGUCACCAGGGAAGGCCACUGAAAUAGUCUGUCUCAUUUGCGGAAAAAAAAAAAGGGAAGGUAAAGCUGACUCAAUAGUGGCAACAGCGGGAUAGUGAAAAGUAGAUGGGAAUGAUCUUUAUCGGUGUUGAAGACAAAAAGAACAAGUGGAGCCGGACGUGACGGAUGUAAGAGACAGGAAGCCUAAUAACUUCGCCUUGGCGAGUGGGAUAGGCACGCGGCGGCAGCGGCCGGAACGUAGUGACGUCCUUCCGUUGGUGGGAUUGGCCGCGCGCACGCUCACUUCCGUCGCGCCUGCGCAGGUGGCCCCCUACUCCCGGUUGUGGCGGGUUUUCGGGACCCAUAUUACACAUAUGUUAGCCUUUCAUAGGAGACUGUGCACUUUUAAUUCCUGAGGGCGAUGCGCUGUGGUGCAGCCGUCAGGGCCGGCCAGAAAGUCUGCAGGUGCCUGCUGUCUGGGUUUAGUCGAGUAGAUGGGAGGCAGUUGACGGAAGGGAGCGGCUCCUUUGUAGGGCCCUUGAGGUCGCACGGGGAGCUGCCCCCGGUGAGCGAGCUGAGAGAAGGCCCCGAGUCUGGCGGCGAGGAGAGCGAGGUGCUGGUUGAGAUCUGUCAGAAAAGGCGUUUCCUCAGUGGCACCAAGCGACAGCUUAGUCGAGAUUCUCUUCUGAGCGGGUGCCACCCCGGCCUUGGCCCCUUGGGUAUAGAGUUGCGGAAGAACCUGGCGGCGGAAUGGUGGUCCGCGGUGGUGGUGUUCAGGGAGCAGGUCUUCCCGGUAGACGCCCUCUACCAUGAACCAGGCCCUUCGCUGCCCGGGGACAGUGCCUUCAGGUUAGUUUCUGCAGAAACGCUACGCGAAAUCUUGCAAGACAAAGAGCUGAGUAAGGAACAGCUAGGAGCAUUUCUUGAGAACUUACUGAAAACUUCUGAGAAACUACGGGAGAACCUUCUUCACGGUGCCUUGGAGCAUUAUGUUAAUUACCUGGAUCUGCUAAACAAGAGGCUACCUUUUGGCCUUGCUCAGAUUGGAGUGUGUUUUCAUCCUGUUUCUGAUACUAAGCAGACACCUGAUGGUGUUAAAAGAAUCGGUGAAAAGACUGAAGCUUCACUGGUAUGGUUUACUUCAGCAAGAACUGCAAGCCAGUGGCUUGAUUUCUGGUUACGUCAUCGACUCCUGUGGUGGAGAAAGUUUGCUGUGAGUCCAUCUAACUUCAGCAGCAGUGAUUGUCAGGAUGAAGCGGGCCGAAAAGGAAACAAACUUUACUACAAUUUUCCGUGGGGAAAGGAGCCAAUAGAAACCCUGUGGAAUCUAGGAGAUCAUGAACUUUUACGCAUGUAUCCUGAAAAUGUAGCUCAAUUACAUGGCAGAGAUGGACGGAAAAAUGUGGUUCCUUCUGUUUUAUCCAUAAAUGGAGAUCUAGACCGAGGCAUGCUGGCAUAUCUCUACGAUUCUUUCCAGCUAACAGAGAACUCCUUUACAAGAAAGAAAGAUCUUCAUAGAAAGGUGCUUAAACUUCACCCUUGUUUAGCCCCUAUUAAGGUUGCUUUGGAUGUGGGAAGAGGCCCAACAGUGGAACUAAGACAGGUUUGUCAAGGGCUAUUUAAUGAAUUAUUAGAAAAUGGAAUAUCUGUGUGGCCUGGUUAUUUGGAAACUGUGCCAUCCUCAUUGGAACAACUUUAUUCAAAAUAUGAUGAAAUGAGUAUCCUCUUCACAGUGUUGAUUACUGAAGCUACUUUGGAGAAUGGAUUAAUACAUCUGAGAAGUAGAGACACCACAAUGAAGGAAACGAUGCAUAUAUCCAAAGUAAAAGACUUUUUAACUAAAUAUAUAUCAUCAGCUAAGAAUGUAUAGAUUCUAAUAUUUGUGUAAUAAAUAUUCUCCUUUCCUAAUUUGGUUGUCUUAUUUAACUGAGAUUAUUAUUAGUGGGUUUUUUUGGUGCUUUUUUUGAUUCAGUUUUUAUUAUAUUUCUUGAUGUAUUUCAUGGUGUCAGGAAUAUGUUCAGCUAUAAGAAACAAAAGGACUGCUAUACUGGCUUAAGCAAAUUGGAGUUUGUUUCUUUCAUAACAAGAAAUCGAGGGGGUAGACUGUCCAGAGCUGGUGUAAUUGUUUCCUCUAUAGUAGUUAGGGAGCAAAGCGCUUGGCUGUCUUUCCACCAUCUUUAGUAUAUUGGCUUUUAUCUUUAUACUUGUUUCUUCUUGGUCACAAGAUGGCGGAUGUAUUUCUAGCCUUCUCAGCCACAUUCGAGUUAGGAAGAAAGUCAAAGAGAUAAGAGCUAGCCAGCCAAGGCUCUUCUGUUUUUAAUUAGGAAAGUAAAAGCUUUCCCAAACAUCCCGGUCAGAAGACUUAUUUACAUUUUAUUCUAUUUAUCAGAACUGAAUCACAUGGUCAUUACUAGGCCAGUCAUUGUCCAAGGGAAUGAGAAUAUCGUGAUUAAUUUGGAUCAAACACAAUUUAUCCCUUGGGGCAGUACUGUCUUGUCUUCUCUGAAAUGGGUUUUGUUAUCAGGAAAGAAGGGUCUUUAUAUACACUGUCAAAUAUCAAAGAUUAACCUAAAACUAAAAUUUUAAUAAUGAGAACAUUUAUUGACUUUUGCAAAGCAAGCUAAAAUAAAUGUUAAAUGGCAUAAUCUAAUAUUAGUGUAUUUCAUGUCUGAUUCUAAUAGAUAUGUUUAUAAGAAAUCUUUAAACUUUUGUGUGCUGAUUAUGUUUGUGUUAACUAUGUUGUCAUUACCAACCUGACAAAAAUUCUGAUACUUUGUGUAAAAUGUCUUAAAAGCUUGGCUGGCUUAUCUGAGUUGACUUUACUUAGUAGGUCUUUAUUUUUUGGUUCUUAUUUUUUGCUCUUGGGGAGAAUUUCAAACACAAACAUACACAGAAUAGUAUAAUUAACCCCAUGUACCUAUCACCCAGCACCGACAACCAUCAACCCUUGACCAUUCUUGCCUCAUCCACCCCACAUCGCCCUUCUACGUUAUUUCGAAGCAGAUCGCAGCUAUCGGUUCAUUUGUAAAUAUUUUAGUUCAGGAUCUUUUGUUAAGUUAACCAUUCUCACGCCUGAAAAAAAUGAACAGUAGAUGAUAAUAGGAAUUAUUGAGAAUUUCCUUGGGUGUGAUAAUGAUAUUAUGGCUUUAUUUUUCUUUUUAAAAAGUCAUUGUCUGAUAGAGACACAUACUUAAAUAUUUUUGAGUAAAAAUAUAUGAUAUCUGAGACUUGUUUUAAAAUUUAGUUUUAAAAAGUGGUAGGGGCUUCCCUGGUGGCGCAGUGGUUGAGAGUCUGCCUGCCGACGCAGGGGACACGGGUUCGUGCCCCGGUCCGGGAAGAUCCCGCAUGCCGCGGAGCGGCUGGGCCCGUGAGCCAUGGCCGCUGAGCCUGCGCGUCCGGAGCCUGUGCUCCGCAACGGGAGAGGCCACAACAGUGAGAGGCCCGCGUAACGCAAAAAAAAAAAAAAAAAGUGGUAGAAUAUGGAGGGAAAAUAGGGAUAGUGCUGAGUUGUUGAAUUUGAGUGAUGGGUACAUGGGAGUUCAUGUACUGCUUCUUUUUGUGUAUGUUUGAAGAUUUUAAUAAUAAAAAGUUUUUAAAAACCAAUUCUUUAAUAUCAUAUCCACUUAGUUUCCAGUUGUCUCAUUGUUGGAUCAGGAUCCAAAUAAGACCCAUUUAUUAAAGUUGGUUGUCGGUCUUUUAGUCUCUCUUAUCCUUAUACAAUAGAUUUGAGUUCUCUCUCACCUGCUCACACUCUUUUUUUUUUUUCCCCAAGACAUUUGAGUUGUUUGUUAUGGUGUUUUCUACUGUUUGGAUUUUGCUUAUUGAAUCCCCUUGGUGUAGUUUAACCUAUUCCUCUCUAUAUAUUUCCUAUAGAUUGGGAAUUGAAUCCAGAGGCUUGAUCAGCUUCAAGUUCAGUUUGGCGGGGGGGGGCAAGAUUAUUUUAUAGGCUGUAUUCUCCCAUCAGGGAGCAGUGACUGUCUGGCUGUUUCUCUUGGAGGAAUGCUAGCAAUCAUUGACCAGUGCCUAGAUCAGUCAGUUCAUUAGAGGUGGCAAAAUGGUGAUAUUCUGAUUCCAUCUUCCUUCUUUAUUUAUUAGCUAGCAUACUUAUAUAAAAGAAAAUAUCUCAUCUGCUGUUUGCUUAGAGGUAUGGGAAAGGUGGGAGAAAUGCUAGAUUUGUCCUCUUUAAAGUUACUCUUUUUCAUGCACAAAUUGUUCUGUCUUUGGCCAGUAGGAGCCUCUUCAUGUUGGCCUCAAGUCCUUUUGGCACAACUUUAGUAGUCUUUGAUAGCUUCCUUGGUAUCUAAUAUGUAAUAUAGAGAUUGUAUAGUUUAGAGUUUCUCCAAGGAGCCCUGGUUCAUUUUACUGGAAAACUGUUUGGAGACUAUACUCUGGGUGCCAUCACGAACUCACCAAUAAUUGCAAUUCAAAUUCAGGACUGGUAUAUGUGUGUGUGGAUUAGCUUUAUUGAGAUAUGAUUUACAUACAGUAAAUUUACCUAUUUUAAAUGUACAGAUUAUGAGUUCUGACAAAUGUGUAACCACUACCACAAUGAUAAUAUAGAACAUUUCCAUCACCCCCCAAAAGUCCCCUCAUGCCCCUUUAGGACUUAAGAGUUUUUACUUUAACCUCUUCUAUCACACAUCUGUAUCUCCUCCCACAUCAAGAUCCCUGGGGCUUCCCUGGUGGCGCAGUGGUUGAGAGUCCGCCUGCCGAUGCAGGGGACGCGGGUUUGUGCCCCAGUCAGGGAAGAUCCCACAUGCCGCGAAGUGGCUGGGCCUGUGAGCCAUGGCCGCUGGGCCUGCGUGUCCAGAGCCUGUGCUCCGCAACCGGAGAGGCCACACCAGUGAGAGGCCCGCGUACCGCAAAAAAAAAAAAGAA
Orcinus orca (killer whale) is the source of this 4968-nucleotide messenger RNA. It is a transcript of the gene POLG2, whose product is annotated as DNA polymerase gamma 2, accessory subunit. NCBI's taxonomy places the organism in Eukaryota, Metazoa, Chordata, Mammalia, Artiodactyla, Delphinidae. Gene Ontology annotation, cellular component: cytoplasm; mitochondrion. The transcript is spliced from 8 exons. Gene Ontology annotation, biological process: mitochondrial DNA replication. The record is from RefSeq and is a predicted model, not a curated record. Bases 512 to 1960 code for a protein of 482 amino acids.